Phanerochaete carnosa HHB-10118-sp is the source of this 642-nucleotide messenger RNA. RefSeq lists its product as uncharacterized. The record is from RefSeq and is a predicted model, not a curated record. The transcript has 3 exons. The coding region runs from base 1 to 642 and encodes 213 amino acids. Lineage: Eukaryota; Fungi; Basidiomycota; Agaricomycetes; Polyporales; Phanerochaetaceae.
AUGCUCCGACCUCGCACAUCCCCUCCCACUGCUCAAAGCCUGCUACCACUGCACAACGACAACCAUGUGAAUGGACUGGACUCUACAGCCACGUUGAAUUGCAAGCGCAAGCUUUGUCCUAGCUCACCGCAGGCCAGAAGAAUCAAAAACUAUUACAUGCCGGGCGGUGCUUUGGACUCACAAACAACAGAGACUCAGUGGUAUGCUGGUAUCUUUUGUUUGAACUCAGCGUUAGCCGACGGAGAAUUGGGUGACAGACGUCUGGAUGCUGGUGAGGGUCAAGAGAGGCCUCAAACAAUGCCCUAUAUAGCAGAAGGAUUGCCAGGCCUGAUUUAUCUGCCCGGCUCUCCUGAACACGAAGCACCAACAAUACAAAGCCCAACUCUAUUCCCACAAACUCCAACUCCAUGCAAACCAGUCAUCCCAGCAGUUUGCGCAUGUGGGGACAAGUGCUAUGCAUCCUCGCCAAUGAUGGUCGACCAGGCUAUACAAACAACCCCAUACCUGGGAUGCUCGCGUGAACUCCUUAUGCGGCGCAUUCACGAGCUUGAAGCAAGGCCGCACUUCAAUGCCGACGGCCAAGAGUUUGUUCCAGACUCUGAGGGCGAGUCCAACGAAGAGCUGCGCAUCCCAGCUCCCUAA